UUGCGUGCCUUCAGAGCCAGGUCCUUGGUCCCCUGGAGCCUUACGCUGCCCCGCUGGAGUUAGCGACUGUGCGUUCUGCCCUAAACCUACAACUUACUCAAGACUUUGUUCGCCAUGGUAACUCAUCCACCGUCAUGACUAUGGAAAAAAAUAAAAUUACCUCGCCUGGCGAUGGCUCGAGUCUAUCUACCAUCUGGAGAAUGGCUGGCCUCAAACUCCCAAGCUCAACGACAUUCUGCUUCAGACUCCCAGACAGCACGCUGUACAUGGCUCAGCAUGCCUGAUGGUGGAGACAUCCUACAGAUUUGCAUCUGAAUAGACAGUCAUUUAAGGGUUUCUCUGUAGCUUUGGAGCCUGUCCUGGAAGAACUAAAGACCAGGCUGACCUUCAACUCACAUAGAUCUACCUGCCUCUGCUUCCUGAGUGCUGGGAUUAAAGUCCCCUAUUCAGUUUGACAGGCUUGCUUGUCCUGAUAGGUGGCACCCACACGUGGAACCUCAGGAAGAACACUGCGAGUUAUUGGAGCAAAAUUGUGAACAUGGAGCAGGGUAAUAGUAGACAGCUGUUUAUACAUUUGAUUAAAGAUAUUUUAAAAGCCAGAGGAGCUAAAGUGGAGCAGCAGCAAGUACAAGAAUUCUUAGAGUUUGUCGAGCAGGUGUGCCCGUGGUUUUCCAAGCACAUGACCUUGGAUGCAGACACGUGGAGGAGAAUUGGAGCGAAAAUCCAAAAGCAUUCUAACAAGCACGGGCCUGGAAAGGUCUCCGUUGGUGCUCCCGGUCUAUGGGCACUUAUCCAGGACAGCUUGGAUUUGCACCCUGAAGGGCAGAAGGUGUUUCCCCCUGAAACAGUUAAAAGUGAAACAAAACCCUCUGUGCCACUGGAGGAGCCCGUGGAUGCGGACACCUUUACAGAAUUGUUGGAUGAUGAUCAGUUUGAUCCUGUUGAAGCUGAGUUUGAGGAAGAACCCACUGGGUACAGUAAUGAGAAGUUUUCACCUCCCCAGAUUCAGACUGUGAAUGUCAAAGGGCAGAAACCUGGUGAUGAGAUUGGGGAGGAGCUGAAGGGCUUGAGGGAUUUGGUAGUUUCCCUCUCACAAAAACUGGAGAGUCUGCAAGUCUCUUCUCGGAAGGACACUCCUCUUCCUACUGUCAUGGCUGGAUUAGAUCCGCUUGGGGGGCCAUCUGUGGUGCAAAAACUUCCCACGGUAUGGCGCGCACUCACUGUUAGUCAUAUGUCUCCGCUGCAAGCUAGUGUUAAAGAAGCAGCUAGCAGAGGGGAGGAUGUGCAAGGGUUUCAGAUGUUCCAAGUGAUUGAGCAGCGAGAUGCCCAGGGCAAUAUUAUUUUGGUGCAUAUGCCGAUUCUGUUUAAACAACUCAAGGAAUUAAAAAUGGCAUGCUCUCUCUAUGGGCCCACUGCACCCUUUACAACAGGUCUGCUUGAAGACAUAACUAUAAUGAUCUUGACUCCUGGGGAUUGGAAACUGAUUGCCAGAGCUUGCCUGUCAAAAGAGCAUUACCUAUUGUGGAAAGCUGAAUUUAUGGAACAAUGUAAAGCCACAGCUGAAAGAAAUUGGGCCCAACAAAGUUCCAUUACUUUUGAUAUGCUUGCCGGAGAAGGCAUUUAUCAGACAACAGAUCAGCAGUUAAAUUUUGAUCUGGCAGUGUAUGCCCAGGUAGAUAUGGCUGCCAAGAUGGCCUGGAAUAGGCUUCCGUCUACUGGGACGCAUACCGUGGACUUGUCAAAAAUAAGGCAAGGACCUGAUGAAUUAUUUCAGGACUUUGUCUCUAGGUUGAGGGAGGCAACAAGCAGGUUAAUUGGGGUUACAGAAGAUAGAUUUGUCAAAGUGCUAGCCUAUGAAAAUGCUAAUGCUGUCUGUCAGGCUGCUUUGAGACCUUAUAGAAACAAGGGCAACAUCUCUGAUUAUAUUAGACUUUGCUCGGAUAUUGGGCCUUCAUAUACUCAGGGGUUAGCUAUGGCUGCUGCAUUACAGGGAAAAACAGUUAAGGAUAUUCUCUUCCAACAAAGAAAUCAAGGCCCGAUAAAAGGGAGAGCUGUGGGCUCUUCUGGAAGUUGCUUUGGGUGUGGCCGGAUGGGGCACAAGGUCAAGCAGUGUCCUGAUAAGAGUAAAAGUGUUGGGACAAAGAAGGAACCUGGAUUGUGCCCAAAAUGCAAGAGAGGAAAACAUUGGGCUAAUGACUGUAGAUCAAAGAAGGACGCCCAUGGGAAUCCACUGCCAGGAAGAGGGCAGAAGGGCCUGCCCCAGGGCCCGAGACAAUGUUGUGGGGUGCUUCGGAAGUCUGUUCCUCUGCAAGGAAAUGGUACCUCAGCAGUGCAGAAUUGGAUCUCAGUUCUUCGCUCUGCACAGUUUUAACUUCCAAAAUGGGUGUGCAAACCCUCCCUUUCGUUGUUUAUGGGCCUUUACCAAAAGGCACUGUAGGGUUAUUGCUGGAGAGGAUUAGUACCACCACACGGGGGUUUGGUUGCUCCCAGUGUUAUUGAUGCUGAUUAUGAAGGAGAAAUCAAGGUUAUGAGCCACUUGCCUAAUCGAAUUUCUGGUAAAGAUGGGCUUGAAACCUGCACAAUUAAUUUUACUUCCCCAAGUGUAAACAAUAAAUCAAGUUUCAAGAGGUAAAAGAGAAGAGGCUAGAUUUGGUUCAUCUGAUGCCUGCUGGUCCACAGACAGUGCCCAGAACUCACUUUGUUUAUAAAUGGAAAGAGCUUUUCUGACCUCCUAGGUAGUGGUGCAGAUGUGUGUUAUUACUGCCAGUCAGUAGCUUUCAGUGUGGCCAAAGAUGGAUGCUAUUACACAACUGCAAGGGAUUGGCCAGACAGUCCUGAACAAAGUAGCAUUGGACUUUCCUAGAAAGAUGAAGGAGGUCAUGAAGGAGCUUUUCGACCAUACAUUUCUCCCCACUUGUUUGUAAAUUUGUGAGGUCAAGAUGUUACGAGCCAAAUGGGAAUGUAUUUGUAUAGCCCCAAUGCAAUUGUCACUAAACAUGUUUGAACUAGGACUCCUACUUGAUCAGGGGUUAGGAAGAAACAAUGCCCUGCUUUGUGGGUCAUAUUCGGGUUCAUUCUAAUCUUCCUGGCCCUCUAGCGGACAGUAAUGCAUUGGCUGAUAUAUUAAUACAGAUGGUCCACCUUGUCCCAGGUAGAAUUGACUCAACAGUCUCAUGCCCUUCCUCAUCAUAAUAGCAGAAAUUUAAGAAAACAAUUUGAUCUUACCAGGGAAGUUGCUCAUCAGAUUGUUAAGGAAUGUGAUACAUUGCCUGUGCCUCCUUAGGGGUAAAUCCUGAGGCCUUCUUCCUAAUCAUUUAUGUCAAAUGACUGUUAGUCUUGUUCAGAAUUUGGGAAAUUAAAAUGUGUGCAAAUGACAGUCAAGUUUCUUGAUGGCCACUGCACAAACUGGUGAUAGCUCAUUGCUUAAAAUGUUUUUCAUAUAUGAGGAUUCCUAAAAUAAAAACUGAAAAUAGAUCAGGAUAUAUCAGUAAAGCCUUUCAGCAGUUUUUUCCCCAAUGGUGAAUUGAGCAUAAAACAGGCAUUCCUUACAAUCCUCAAGGACGAGGUACUAUUGAACAAUCUCAUGGCAAUCUAAAGAUACAACUUAAUAAAAAAGUAAGUUAUAUCCUCAGUCAGCACAUAAUGUAUAAAUCAUGCCCUUUUUAUUUACAAUUUUUUGAAUAUGGAUGCUCGUGAGCAGUAUGCAAUGGAUAGAUUUUGGCAUGAUGGCACUCAAGUGACUUUUGCUGAGGUGAAAUGGGAGAAAUCUUGCACUGUGUUUUGAAAGAACCCUGACCCUGUUUUGAUAUGGGGUCGAGGGCAUGUUUGUGUUUUUUUUCCACAGGAAGAAAAGGAAACUUGAUGGCUGCCUGAGCAUUUGGUGUGGUGUGUGGAACAGGAGUACCUGCCCUGAUGAUAUUGUGGCUGUUGAUGCUCCCCCAGAGGAGUUGGAGUGAGACUUCUGAACCUGUUUCCUGAUCCUCCGAUAUUACAUCCCACAUUCUUAGAAGGGAAGGAGAUUAUAGUGACGGCUGAUGAUUCCUGGCUUUUUGAUAGACCUGCCGAACAAAUUUUCCAGACCUCUGGAUCUGGAGAAGGAAUGCCUAUCUUUAUCCACACUUUGUCUUGGGACGCAGAGGUCACCUUUACCAGUAUAGUUUUCAUCUGCUGUUGAAAUAGAAGGCCUGGAGAACAGGUGCCUCAGACGUUUCCCCUCUGGGAAACACACUACUAUGGAGGCAAUGUGUGUAUUCAGUAUAACACUGGAAUUGAGAAAUAUGUGCUGGACUGGUUGGGAAACCAAAUUGGAAGUACUGAAGACCCCCCCAACUGACUAGUAGAAGUGGAAUAAAGGCUUUAAUGCUAGCAUUCAGUAUAUGGAAGUUGGUAGCAUCAAUUCAUUGAAUUUUAGAGUAAGGAAAAGGUUCAGAAUUAUGGAGUUGCUCAUACCUCAUCCACCACAAAAACAUUUUCUUCUCCCUUGAAUGAAUCAGAACUACGAGAAUUGUAAUUUAACCAAUUUUGUGUCCAUUAUUAAUACACUAGAAUUAUGUUGUUAGCCUGUUAAUGUUUGGUAUCUCUUCUGUUCACA
Chionomys nivalis (European snow vole) is the source of this 4591-nucleotide messenger RNA. Its product is annotated as endogenous retrovirus group K member 5 Gag polyprotein-like. Bases 539 to 2371 code for a protein of 610 amino acids. Gene Ontology annotation, biological process: viral process. Lineage: Eukaryota; Metazoa; Chordata; Mammalia; Rodentia; Cricetidae. The transcript has 5 exons. Gene Ontology annotation, molecular function: nucleic acid binding; structural molecule activity; zinc ion binding. The record is from RefSeq and is a predicted model, not a curated record.